Molecule: messenger RNA, 462 nt
Organism: Liolophura sinensis
Lineage: Eukaryota; Metazoa; Mollusca; Polyplacophora; Chitonida; Chitonidae
Product: probable ATP-dependent RNA helicase DDX31
Exons: 4
Coding region: 1-462 (153 amino acids)
Source: RefSeq, a predicted model, not a curated record
AUGACUCGGACGGGGGCUUCUUACUUGCCUUCGAGGGAGACACCCAGAACUUACCAGGAAGCUGCCACCUUCUUCCAGCUGAAGAUGGAGGAAGAUGUGCAUCACGACAAAGAGCUUUUUCAGCUCUCACAGAAAGCCUACCAGUCUUUCGUCAAGGCGUACGCCACGUACCCAGCACAUCUCAAGUCCAUCUUCCAUGUGAAAAAUCUACACCUAGGCCACCUGGCUAAAAGCUUCGCACUCCGAGACACACCCAAAGACAUCGGCAUUGGAUUCUCUAAAAUAAUGGCAUCCCUGAAGCACAAGAGAAAGAGGGAUAUAAACAAAAUAACAUUCAGAGAAGGAGAGACCGCCAAAAAGCAGAGAACAAGCCUGAUGUCCGAGUUCUCUAGUGGAAGUAAAGGCAGGAGAAAGGCUUUCUCAGGCCCUGGCGUCCGCAAGCGGAAGAAAGCCCGAAAGUGA